AAGAGGGGGGGAGCGCAGGAAAGGGAAGGGAAGGAAAGGGAAAGGGAAGAGAGGAAGAGGAAAGAAAAAAAAAAAAAGAGAGGGAGAGAGGGAGAAAAUCCUCCGUUGCCCCCUCCCCCUCCCUAAAAAAAAAAAAAAAAAUUAGCGAGAGCGCGAGCGAGAGGAGGGGGGCUCGCGGCGAAAAAUAAAUAAAAUAAAGAAAACGGCAGGAGCGGCUCCAGCCGGCAGCAGCGGCGGCAGCAGGGCAGCGGCGGCGGCGGCAGCCGAGGCGGAGGCAGGCGGCAGGCAGGGUCCCCUCGCUCCCCGCUCGCCCCCGGCGCCCGGCCGGCCGCCUCCCCCCCGCCCCCCGCCUCUCUCCCCGGCAGCCCGCAGCGAGACGCGCCGCUCCCCAGCACUUUUUUGGGCCCGAGAUAUGGCAAUGGUAGUUAGCAGCUGGCGAGAUCCGCAGGAAGACGUGGCCGGGGGCACCCCGAGCGGCCCCAACCCCGCCGCGGCGCAGCCGGCCCGGGAGCAGCCGCCCCAGCAGCAGGGGGGCUCGGCCGCCCCGCACACCCCGCAGACCCCCAGCCAGCCGGGACCCCCCUCCACGCCGGGCACGGCCGGGGACAAGGGAGCGGGCCAGCAGGGCUCGGGGCAGAGCCAGCAGCACAUCGAGUGCGUGGUGUGCGGGGACAAGUCCAGCGGCAAGCACUACGGCCAGUUCACCUGCGAGGGCUGCAAAAGUUUCUUCAAGAGGAGCGUCCGCAGGAACUUAACUUACACAUGCCGCGCCAACAGGAACUGUCCCAUCGACCAGCACCACCGCAACCAGUGCCAGUACUGCCGCCUCAAGAAGUGCCUCAAAGUGGGCAUGAGGCGGGAAGUUGCAAGCUUGUGCAUUCACUGUGCAACGCUGACUGCAGGCUUUUGCAGUGGCAACAGCGCACCAAAGAUAUUAAUUACACCGUCCCCUUUUUUUUCCACGAAUGUUUGGCUAUUCGGUUCAGCGAGGAAGGAUGCCGCCCACCCAGCCCAACCCCGGCCAGUACGCCCUGACCAACGGCGACCCCCUGAACGGGCACUGCUAUCUCUCGGGAUACAUCUCCCUGCUGCUGCGGGCCGAGCCCUACCCCACCUCCCGCUACGGCAGCCAGUGCAUGCAACCCAACAACAUCAUGGGCAUCGAGAACAUCUGCGAGCUGGCCGCCCGCCUGCUCUUCAGCGCCGUCGAGUGGGCCCGCAACAUCCCCUUCUUCCCCGACCUGCAGAUCACCGACCAGGUGGCCUUGCUGCGGCUCACCUGGAGCGAGCUUUUCGUCCUCAACGCCGCCCAGUGCUCCAUGCCCCUCCAUGUGGCCCCGCUCUUGGCCGCCGCCGGCCUCCACGCCUCCCCCAUGUCGGCCGACCGCGUCGUCGCCUUCAUGGACCACAUCCGCAUCUUCCAGGAGCAGGUGGAGAAGCUGAAGGCGCUGCACGUCGAUUCGGCCGAGUACAGCUGCCUGAAAGCCAUCGUCCUCUUCACCUCAGACGCCUGCGGCCUGUCGGAUGCUGCGCACAUCGAGAGCCUGCAGGAGAAGUCUCAGUGCGCGCUGGAGGAGUACGUGCGGAGCCAGUACCCCAACCAGCCCAGCCGCUUCGGGAAGCUGCUGCUGCGGCUGCCCUCCCUGCGCACCGUCUCCUCUUCCGUCAUCGAGCAGCUCUUCUUCGUCCGCUUGGUAGGUAAAACCCCCAUCGAAACCCUCAUCAGGGAUAUGCUACUGUCGGGGAGCAGCUUCAACUGGCCUUACAUGUCCAUCCAGUGCUCCUAGAGCCCGGCCCGCACCCCCGGCGGAGACGCGGCGGAGCGGCGGAGGCGGGAGCGCUCGCAUCGAGGGGCAGUCGGGGUGCGGGGGGGGCCCGGGAGGCGGACACUGAACAAAAGAAAGGGCCGAGUAGGAGCAGAGGUGUGGCCGUGGUGGGGAGAAGGAAGGACCUCGCGUCCGUGGAGGUUGUGGCGUUUCGCUCUUUUUUUUUUUUUUUUUUUUUUUGGCCUUUCUUGGGUUUGGGGUUGGUUGGUUUCUUUUGGGUUUUUUUGGGUUUUUUUUGUUUCGCUUUUUUUUUCCGGAGAGGAGGAACAAAAUAAUAAUAAUAAUAAAAGAGACAAAAAAGCAAAAAAAAAUUUAAAAACAAAAAUAAAAACAAAAAAAAAUGAGUAUUGAGGGGAUAUUAAUCAAACCUGAAGGGGAUACUGGAUCUUCCAGGAUUUAUUGUGGACUGUUGUUGAUAUAUGCUGUACAGUAACAAAGCAAAACGCGUUGAAACUGAACUGAACAUUGUGUAGAAUGAAAAACAAACAAGCAAGCAAGCAAACAAACAAAAAAAUUCCACGCGCAAACACUUACCACGAGCAUUGUUACUCAUUUUGUAAAAUAUUAGUCUUUAUUUUCAUUUUUUGUAAAACUUAAACCAUCGUAUGCGCAUAAAGAAAAAAAACCAACAAAAAAAGAAACGAGAAUUAGGGGAAAAUAACAUUUUCCAAAUAAUUAUAAAAAAAAUUGUCCUGUGUCUAUGUAUCUAUAUCUGUUUUGUAUUUUUUUCUGGUUCCAAACCAGGUUUCCUGUGAUUCUAUACUAAUAAUUUUUGAUAUAACCCUUUGCUUCUUAUAAUGAGUGCGAUAUAUGUUGUCGAAGCUGUUCUUCAAGAAUUAAAAUUGAAGUGAGAAUUUAAACAAAAAUAAAAGAAUUUAGCAAAAAAAAUCAACUUAUCACCCCACAACCCAUGAGUCUUGUUGCUUGAAACAUGCCAACAGUUCACCAAAAAACAAACAAA
Messenger RNA from Grus americana (Whooping crane), 2787 nucleotides. RefSeq names its product nuclear receptor subfamily 2 group F member 1 (gene NR2F1). Gene Ontology annotation, molecular function: RNA polymerase II cis-regulatory region sequence-specific DNA binding; zinc ion binding; nuclear receptor activity. Gene Ontology annotation, biological process: positive regulation of transcription by RNA polymerase II; negative regulation of transcription by RNA polymerase II; anatomical structure development. Bases 413 to 1702 code for a protein of 429 amino acids. The record is from RefSeq and is a predicted model, not a curated record. The transcript is spliced from 4 exons. Lineage: Eukaryota; Metazoa; Chordata; Aves; Gruiformes; Gruidae.